CCUCCCUGUUGUCCAGCCGCCCGCGGACGGAGCCGUGUCUGCGGCCAGGGUGUGUGUCGAAACAGAGUCCCGUGCCCAGUGAGUGCCCUCUCACCCUGCGAGAGACGGGGGCCCAGCUAGUGUGUCUCCAGGGGCGCGUGUCCGCGAUAGCAGAACUUGGCGUGGCGAAGGGGAAGGGGGCUGGGAAAGUUCUAGAACGGCUGCACCUCGAUGAAUGGCUCUGUUACAAACCUUUGCAUUCCCGCAGUCCUGCUUUGUCCUCAGGACAUAAAGCCCUGGGGUUGCUCAGCAUGGGACCGCCCCAUUCCUCUGAGGAGGACGCCCUGGGAGGGGCCCAGUGGCCAGGAAGGACCGGGCAAGGACCAGGCCGGGCCUCUUUCGGUGGGGAGGGUGGGGGGAGAGAGGAACCCAGAGACGUGGGCUCAGGAGGCUGUUCUGAGAAGCAUGGCCGCGCUCCUGCCCGGGCCCUGGUGUAAUCCUGAUUGUCACUGGCUUGACUUGGGCCUCGGUUUCCCCACUUGGGAACCUGUCCCCGAGGCAGGGACGGCCUGUGCCUCCUGCCCUUCCCCAGGCUCCCCUGUCCUCACAUCUCCUCCCUCCUCCCGGUCCCCUGCCUGGCUGCCCGUUGGGGGUCUCCCAAAGGGGGCCUGGCCAAGGAGAUGCCCAGCUGAGUGGCCAGUGGAUGAUGGAUGUGCUGGGAGGAAGGGAACAGAGCUUCACAAGGCACAUCACGUCUGUCAUCUCGGUCCUUCCGGGUGUGAGGGACACGGAAGGGGCCAGGGUGGCCCUCCUGGGUGCCGAUACCCAAGGGGGAGGGGUCCUGCAGUCAGACACCUGCCCGGUCAGCAGACUCCUGGCUGUCGCUCAGUUGCAGAGCCCGUCCUCCCCUCUGGCCCCCGCGUGAGCCCCCUCCACCAACCCUGCACUUCGGGGUGUCUCCACAACCCUAGCCGGGUUGUCGGCCGUGCCCUGCUCACUUCACGAGGCCGAGGGGGCGCGGUUCACCCUCGGUCAGCGACUGGUGCAGACUGAACAGGACACAGCCUUGUCUGCCCCGGACUCUGGGUUCCUUCCGGGCUGUCACCUCUCCUCUGGGGUCAGCAGAACGGUGGCCCCAAAGAAGUCCACGUCCUAAUCCCCAGAACGUAUGGCAGAAGUGAUUUUAGGGGUCGGGGUAAGUCGAGGAUCCCGAGAUGGGAAAAAAACCUCAGGGUCAGAAUCAGAGACACUGAGGCUGCCGGGCUUCUGGCUCUGAGACGGGAGGAAGAACCAGAGAUCGAGGGGGGCGGACGAGCUGGAGACAGACCACCCCCCCCACCCCACCCCCCGGAGCCUCCAGCAGGAGCCGGCUCUGCCGAAACCUUGGUUUUAGCCGGUGAGAACUUUCUAGACUCCGGCACAGCAAGACAACACUCGUGCCGUAUGUUGCAGCACAGGGAGACCCUCACACCCGCCCCGUCCUCGUCCCCUCGCAGAUGCCUCCCCGGCCCCUGGCGGCUCUGGGCCGGCUGCUGGGACCCCUCCCGGCCAGAUGGGAACCUGCCCCACAGACCUGACCCUGCAGCUGCUGGCCGUGCGGAGGAAGACGGGGCUUCCAGACCCCAGCCUGCAGCGGGCCAUGCGGGCCCGGCUCCGCCUGCUGGAAAAUGACAGCCGGGAAGUGGCCAGCGUGCUGGGGGAGUUAUCGGCCAGGCUGCUGUCUAUCCACAGUGACCAGGACCGGAUUGUGGUGUCGUUUAAGACUUUCGAAGAGAUCUGGAAGUUCUCCACUUACCACGCUCUUGGCUUCACUCACCACUGCCUGGAAAACCUGCUCGUGGACCAGGCCUUCUGGCUGCUUGCGCCCAGCGAAGACGAGGAGACGACCAUCCAAGUCCACGUGGACCAGGAGGCCUUGACACGGACACAGGAGAUUCUCCUCGCCCAGGAGGGCCCUUUCUUUGUCCUGUGUCCCGACCACCACGUGAGAGUGACCACCAGCCCCCGGGGCGCAGGCCCGCAGCCCCCGAGGCGAGCCGCGGCGGUCCCCCAGGGAGACGCAGCCCCGGCAGCGGACUCUAAGGCGCCCAGCCCCGGCACGUGCUCCCAGGACACGGCAGCGGUGGCCGCUCCGGAACCUCUGAUUCCAUUUCAUCAGUGGGCCCUCAGGGCCGCCUGGGACCCCAUCGACGACUCCGUGAGCGGCCCUGUGACGUCAGACGUUCCGCUGAUGGCCGUGGGCCUGGCCUCAGCAGUGGCAGACUACCAGGGCUCCGGGCCUGAAGAGCUGAGCUUCCGAGGCGGUGACGUCAUCGAGGUCCUGGGCGCCCGGGUGCCCGGCCUGCCCUGGUGCCUGGGCCGGCACACGGCCUCGGGCCAGGUCGGGUUUGUGCGCACGAGUGUCAUCAGUGUGCAGGGCCAAGUGUCUGAGCUGGAAAACGUGAUUUUUCUCGAUGAGGAAGAAAGGUCGUUCUUCAGCAACGAAGGGCGCUUCUCGGACGAGGACGCCAGGCAGUUGCUGAGGAGGAUGUCCGGCGCGGACACGUGCACCGUGUACAGCUUGGACAGAUUAGAAGAGACCGACUUUGAGCCGCCAGAAGAACAAGAAUCACCUCACCUGGACCCAGAGCCACACGAGACCCUACAGAAGGUGAAGAACGUUCUGGAAGAAUUCAAAUCCCGCCAGGACUGCCCCGAGGAGCCAGAGUCCUGGGGUCUCUGCGUGGCCUCCGGCGGCGCGAGCCCACCGGACCCCGAGGAGCCCCCCUUCUGCUUGGACGCGGCGGCCGACCGGACCGACCCGGAGGCCCUGGGCUCGCUGCUGCUGUUCCUGGACGCGCCCGGCUACAAGGCCUGCUUCCGCGGCCUGUACGACCUCUCCCUGCCUGGGCUGAGCGCCGUGUGCGGCGGCCUCACCGACGAGGAGGAGCUGGCCGGGCUCCUGGCGCGGGCGCGGGGGGCGGCCAAGAAGGCCGGCCUCCCCAUGGCCCUCGCCAGAGUCUGCUUCCUCCUGGGGCGGCUGUGCGUGCGCCGGCUCAAGCUGUCCCAGGCCCGGGUGUACUUCGAGGAGGCGCUGGGCGCCCUGGGGGGCCGCUUCGGCGACCUCUUCCUGGUGGCGGCCGUGUACUGCAGCCUGGCCACCAUCCACCUGAAGCAGAGGAACAGAGACAGGUGCGCGCAGGUGACGCCCAAGGCCGCGGCCCUGCUGCUGGGGACGCCCGGCCACGGCUGCGGCACCGAGGCCGGGUCGGAGCUGCUGGCGCACGCCCUGCGGCGGGCCGUGGCCGGCCGGAGCCCGCAGGCCGAGGCCCGGGCCUGCUUCCUGCUGGCCAGGCACCACGCCCGCCUGCGGCAGCCCGAGGAGGCCCUGCCCUUCCUGGAGCGGCUGCUGCUCCUGCACGAGGCCUGGGGCUCCCCGGAGGCCGCCUGGCCCGCCGACUGCUACCUGCUCCUGGCCGACACCUACAGCCGGCGGUGCCUGCCGCGCCUGGCGCUGGGCUGCGUCAGGGCGGCCUCGCUGCGGGCCCGGGCCUCGCUGCGCGGCUCGCUCCGGAGCGUGGACCUGGUCCUGCGCAACGCCCCCCGCCUGCCCCGCCCGCCCUCCCAGGCCGCGCCCCACCUCCGGCGGGCGCUGGCCUCCCUGGGCCCGGGCGCGGGCCGGGCGCUGCGCGGGCCCCUGUGCGCCAGCCUGGCCCGGCUGCACAGCGGCCACGGCCAGCACGGCAGGGCCGUCGCCCUGAUGGCGCAGGCCGCGGAGGCGGCCGCCGGGGCCGGGAGCCGCCUGGCGCUGGACUACCUGCUGGCGCUCGCCUGGCUGCACGUGCUCGGCGGCCGGAGCCCGGCGGCCCUGGGCGUCCUCGAGUGCGUGCGGGACGGGGCGGUGGCCGGCGCGGAGCGGGAGGGCGUGAUGGCCAACAUGGCGGCCGUGGCGCUGACGAGGACGGGCAGGACCCGGCAGGCGGCCGAGGGCUACUACCGUGCCCUGCGGGUGGCGCGGGGCCGGGGCCGGCGCAGGAACCAGGCGGUGGCGCUGGCCAACCUGGGGGCCCUGUGCCUACGGGCCGGCGCCGGCGGCCUGGCCCAGCACUACUGCCGGGAGGCCGUGAAGCUCUUCUCGCGGCUGCCCGGCGGGGAGGGCGGCCAGGACUUCACCUGCGUGCUCCUGCGGCUGGGCCGCCUGUGCGCCCGCAGGGCCCGCGCCCGGCAGGCCAAGUGCUACUAUGAGUGGGCCUUUCUGGUCGCCGCGGAGAUGGACCACCUGGAAGGCCAGCUGCGUGCCGUUCAGAGGCUCUGUCACUUCUACAGCACGGUCAUGCCCAGCGAGGCCCAGUGCGUCGUCUACCACGAGUUCCAGCUGUCGCUGGCCCGCAGGGUGGCGGACAAGGUGCUGGAGGGGCAGCUCCUGGAGACCAUCAGCCGGCUCUACCUGUCCCUGGGCACCGAGCGGGCCUACAGGUCCGCGCUGGACUACACCAAGCGCAGUCUGGGCAUUUUCAUCGACCUGCAGAAGAAGGAGAAGGAGGCGCACGCGUGGCUGCAGGCGGGGAAGAUCUAUUACAUCCUCCGGCAGAACGAGCUGGUAGACGUGUACCUCCAGGUGGCCCAGAACGCAGCCCUGUACACGGGGGACCCCAACCUGGGGCUGGAGCUGUUUGAGGCGGCUGGGGACAUCUUCUUCAACGGGACCUGGGAGCGGGAGAAAGCCGUGUCCUUCUAUCGGGAUCGGGCGCUGCCCUUGGCCUCCACCACAGGGAACCAGGAGGCCGAGCUGCGUCUGUGCAACAAGCUGGUGGCACUGCUGGCCGAGCUGGACGCGCCCCGGGAGGGCCUGGAGUUCGCCCACAUGGCCCUGGCGCUCAGCAUCACCCUGGGGGACCGGCUGAACGAGAGAGUGGCCUACCACCGGCUGGCCGCCCUGCACCACCGGCUGGGCCACGGCGAGCUGGCGGAGCAUUUCUACCUCAAGGCCCUGUCGCUCUGCAGCUCGCCCCUGCAGUUCGCCGAGGAGACGCUGUACUACGUGAAAGUGUACCUGGUGCUCGGGGACAUCAUCUUCUACGACCUGAAGGACCCCUUCGACGCGGCGGGGUACUACCAGCUGGCCUUGGCAGCGGCCGUGGACCUCGGCAACAAGAAGGCCCAGAUGAAGAUCUACACGCGCCUGGCCACCAUCUACCACAACUUCCUCCUGGACCGCGAGAAGUCCCUCUUCUUCUACCAGAAGGCCAGGACCUUCGCCACCGAGCUCAACAUCCGCAGAGUCAACCUGGCCCCGGGACGGUGCUGGGGCCGGGCGCCCUGGCUGGCCCCCGGCCCCUCGCCCUGAGGACGCCUGUCCGCCCGGCUGGCCCCCGGCCCCUCGCCCUGAGGUCCCCUGUCUGCCCGGCUGACCCCCGGCCCCUCGCCCUGAGGUCCCCUGUCUGCCCGGCUGGCCCCCGGCCCCUCGCCCUGAGGACGCCUGUCU
Messenger RNA from Prionailurus viverrinus (fishing cat), 5443 nucleotides. It is a transcript of the gene SH3TC1, whose product is annotated as SH3 domain and tetratricopeptide repeats 1. Gene Ontology annotation, molecular function: protein binding. Bases 1532 to 5305 code for a protein of 1257 amino acids. The transcript is spliced from 17 exons. The record is from RefSeq and is a predicted model, not a curated record. NCBI's taxonomy places the organism in Eukaryota, Metazoa, Chordata, Mammalia, Carnivora, Felidae.